This is a messenger RNA of Schistocerca serialis cubense, 531 nucleotides long. RefSeq lists its product as uncharacterized. The record is from RefSeq and is a predicted model, not a curated record. Lineage: Eukaryota; Metazoa; Arthropoda; Insecta; Orthoptera; Acrididae. Bases 20 to 439 code for a protein of 139 amino acids. The transcript has 4 exons.
CUCCAACAACAGCUCCGCCAUGAAGGUCCUGCUGGUACUCCUCGUCGCCGUCGUCGCUGUGGCCGUGGCUAGACCCGGCUACCUGGGCGCUGCGCACGGUGUAGUCCCUGCCGCCCACGCAGUGGUGGCCGCGCCCCACGCCGUCGUCGCCGCCCACGCCGCCCACGGCGUCCACCCGGGCCUGGCCGCCUACGGCCCGGUGCACAUCGCCGUCGGCCCCGGUGGCUACGUGCAGGACACACACGAGGUGGCCGCCACCAGAGCCGCCCACCUGACCGCCGUCGCCCAGACGCAGGCCCGCGACGCCCACAUCAACGGCGCCUACGCGCACGCCGCCCUCGCCGCCCCCGCUGCCGUCGUCGCCGCCCCACACGCUCCCGCUCUGCUCGGAGCGCACGGCCUCGGCUACGCCUACGGACACCUGCCCAUCCACGGCUGAAGCCUGCUGUCGCGCCGGACGCCCCACCGCUGUCACCCCAAAUUGUGUACAAACUAACUUAUAAGUAAAUAAACGUCGGCACAUCGAAAUGA